This is a messenger RNA of Closterium sp. Naga37s-1, 2475 nucleotides long. The record is from the annotation of a GenBank genome assembly. NCBI's taxonomy places the organism in Eukaryota, Viridiplantae, Streptophyta, Zygnematophyceae, Desmidiales, Closteriaceae.
AUGUCGUCUCAUCCGUGUCUCACGAGAGCUUCGUCCUUCUCCCCUCCACUUCCUUCCUUCAGCGGAUUCCUCAAUGAUCCCAGCACGUGCCGUCACGGUGAUCAUAACAGCAACAGCACUACUAGCCCUGUUGGUGACUGGGAGGCGCUCCCUGUUGGUUACUGGGAGGCGCUCCAGGAGCGAGCAGGGCCCAGCUCUUCCGUCGCUGCACCAAUCGACGACCAGGAUUUGCACUAUUCUAGUGGAGAUCCGUUUUUUUCGAGCCCCUUGCCGUUACCUGCGCGAAUGACUGAUUCGCAACAGCAGCAGCAGCAGCAGCAGCAUGAAAAGCAAGUAGUGAGGGGCGACGGCUGCAUGGGAAGGAGCGGCGUCUACUUAGGUCGCUCCCUCCCGCGCUGCCGAUCCGAGGAGGCCCCCUCUCCCUUCGGAAGCUUCCAUUCUGCGGUCGGACGCGGCGAGAGUUACGGGCAGAGCCGAGGCGAGUCGAUCGAAUCUCCCGACGGGUCUUUCGCAGGGCUUUCAGACGAGGGGUGCGGCGGGAUUGGAGUCGGUGCUAGUAUCGAGGUUUAUGAGGGGGAGGGUCAUCUGAGGGAGGGCGUAUUCGACAGUACUAGCAGCGGCAGCGGCAGCGGCAGCGCACGCGAGGGAGGGCGCGGGGGAGUGGAGUUGAUUCGCGCGUCAACGGACGGAGUAGUGCAGGCGAGGAGAGCGAGAAAGUUCACCAUGGCGUUUAUGGGUGCUGGUAUGUUCCACGGCCGGGGGAAGGUGCGGCGGCCGGGCAGGACUGAAAAGAAAAGUUUGGGCAGGGAGAAGGAUUUUGAACUGGUCGGAAGUGAUGGAGGGCGAAAAGGAGGAGAGGAGGGGGUAGGGACUGAGGGGGAGGGAGUGGGGGGAGAGAGUGUGGUGGCUUCGUCGAGAGGAAAGGGGGGUAGAGGCAUUGGAAGCUUUGCCGCUGCUGGUGCUAUCCGCACAGCGAGUGGAUCAGAGGGAGAGGGAACGGGCGCAGAGGGCCCGACAAUGCUGGCAGCAGGCCGAUCCGUCUCCCUGCAUGCUGGGGCGCCUGCCGCCAGUCCCACGUUCCUCCAUGCUGGAGAGGCUGCAGGCGGAAAGAGGGGCAAGAAAUGGGGCAGGCGGGAGCGAAGGGGAGAAAGGGCUGGGGGGGGAGGGGAGAGGGGUGGCACGGAGGCGGGGAGGAGGGAGGGGAGGGAAGGAAGGGAUUCAGGGAGGAGGGAGCGGCGGUGCAAGUGGAGCAGUGACUCUCUGUUCGCGCACCUGGCUUCCGUGGGAGAGGUGGAGCGCAGUAGCAGCGUGGAGGAGGAAUCGGAUGAGGCGAUGUCGCCUUUCUCUUCGAGCUCGUGGGAGCAGAGGCCUAUUCUGAGCAGUUCAGCAUCUGUAGCAUCGUCAGCAGCAGCAGCAGCAGCAGCAGCAGCAGCAGCAGCAGCAGGAGCAUAUGGGGGCCAUGAUUUGCUGGCCCCGAUCUUUUCUGGGGAAGUUUUGGACGGAGCAGCUGCAGCAGCUGCUGCAGAAGCAGCCUUUCUGGCAGCAUCUUCAGGUGAUAUCAAAUCAACGGCUGAGAACGUGAGAUCUGGCGAGAUCGGGCUGGCUGCAGCACCAUCGAGCCGCAGAAACAGAUUCGGCCGUCUGGCCUCCCUACGACCCCUCACCCCGCCCCACCACUCAUCCCUCCCUCACCGCUCACAGGAAGCAGGCCCGGUCAAUGACAGACUGACACCUGUACAAUGGGCACAGCAUGCAAGCAGCCAGCUUGUACAGGGUGGGGCAGCAGGCCAAAGCAGACACGGAGGUACGGGAGCUGCCGGAGCUACUGGAGGUACGGGCGCUACCGGAGGUUCGGGCGUUACUGGAGCUAGGGCAGGACAUGUGAGUACAGGAAGCAUGAAAAUGCCGAGCGCAUCACGUCCGAUCACUCUCCUCCCUCCCGGCUCCUCCUGGCCCCCCAUUUCCACCGCAUCAACCCCCCCCUCCUCUUCUAAGAGUGCCGCUUCUGCUUCUGCUGCCGGUGCUGCUGGUGCUGGUGCCAGUGGUGGUGGUGCUGGCUCGUCUGAAGUUGCUGCUCUGCUGCUGCUACUGCUGCUGACGCUCUCGCUUCUGCUGCUGGGGAGGGUGGCGGCUGUGGUUGGAGUCUCGUGUGUCUUGCUGUUGGUCGCGCGGGUGGAUCGUGGGGGGAGAGGGUGGGUGGGAGAGGGUGAGGAAGGGAGUGGGGAGGCCGGGAUUCGGGAGGAAGAAGGGGCGGAUGGAGUUGGGAGGGUUGGGAGGGGAGUGAGUCGGGAGGAGGAAGAGGAGAGGGCGAGGGAGGAGGAGGAGAGGAGGAGGCGAGAGAGGGUGAGGGAGGAGGCGAGGCAGAGGCGGGUGGCGGCGAUUCUGCAGCACAGCCGGGUUUCGGACCCACGCACUUUGUCAGUGAUGGAGGGGCUUCUAUCUCGGUCAAACACGGGCUUGGAGAGGCGAAGAUGA